Molecule: messenger RNA, 1135 nt
Organism: Talaromyces proteolyticus
Lineage: Eukaryota; Fungi; Ascomycota; Eurotiomycetes; Eurotiales; Trichocomaceae
Product: ribosomal L18ae protein family
Exons: 4
Coding region: 127-651 (174 amino acids)
Biological process (GO): translation
Cellular component (GO): ribosome; cytosolic large ribosomal subunit
Molecular function (GO): structural constituent of ribosome
Source: RefSeq, a predicted model, not a curated record
CAUUUUCGGCUUCACUCGACUGUCAGCGGCAUACCUUUCUUCAGGAGACUCGACACAACAUCGACAAAAGUGAGUGUGCAUGCUCUAUUUAACCACUCCAUUCAUUUUGCUAACGGUUCUCUGCAGAUGGGUCGUCUCAACGAGUACCAGGUCAUCGGGCGUCAUUUGCCCUCCGAGGCGAACCCGACGCCCAAGCUGUACCGCAUGCGUAUCUUUGCUCCCAACACAGUGGUGGCUAAGUCACGCUUCUGGUACUUCCUUACCAAGUUGAAGAAGGUCAAGAAGGCCAACGGUGAAAUCGUCAGCCUCAACAUUAUCAACGAGAAGCGUCCCACCAAGGUCAAGAACUUCGGUAUCUGGAUCCGUUACGAUUCUCGCUCCGGUACCCACAACAUGUACAAGGAAUUCCGUGAACUCUCCCGCACCGACGCCGUUGAGUCCUUGUACCAGGACAUGGCAGCCCGCCACCGUGCCCGAUUUGGCUCUAUUCACAUUCUUCGCGUCGUUGAAAUUGAGGACAACGAAAGCAUCCGCCGCCCUUAUAUCAAGCAGCUCCUCACCAAGGGCCUCAAGUUCCCCCUUCCUCACCGUGUUCCUCCUCAGUCCAACAGCAAGAUCUUCGCCCACCAGCGUCCAUCCACUUUCGCCUAAGCGUACUGUGUUUAUUUUGGGGUUUGAGGGUUUGCGGUUCUAUAAUUGUCUAUGGCCAUAGCAUCGAUAUGGGAGAAAAGCAUAUGAAACGAAGAGGGCAUUUUUGGCUGCCUCUAUGUAGGGGUUGAUGGUCUUUUAUGUCAUGUCCAGUCCAGAUGAUACCGCGUUUACAAAUGAUAUCAAAAAUUUACUAUCUUCAGAAGUGUUCAAUCAGUUCGGCUAGCGGAUCGCAUAUGGAUAUUAACUCUGUAUGCGUUUAAUGUCACUCCCGUCCACGACGAGGCUCGUCUAGCGUCGAGCAGAAUUAGAUGCUAUGCAUUCACGGUUAGAACUUUGCUCUUUGAUUCUCUCAAGACGUUAUCCUUCUCCCACCCGCACUGUAGCAAUGGAUAAACUCCUCACCGGCAACAUUAUUGCUGGUUCUUGACUGUAUUCAUUAAUAGCUAGUUACUGGAUAGAAAGUACAAGGAUUCUAGUAUUUAAC